Daldinia decipiens is the source of this 1137-nucleotide messenger RNA. Its product is annotated as Phosphoribosylformimino-5-aminoimidazole carboxamide ribotide isomerase. The coding region runs from base 189 to 968 and encodes 259 amino acids. The record is from RefSeq and is a predicted model, not a curated record. The transcript has 3 exons. Gene Ontology annotation, biological process: L-histidine biosynthetic process; L-tryptophan biosynthetic process. Gene Ontology annotation, molecular function: 1-(5-phosphoribosyl)-5-[(5-phosphoribosylamino)methylideneamino]imidazole-4-carboxamide isomerase activity. Gene Ontology annotation, cellular component: cytoplasm. NCBI's taxonomy places the organism in Eukaryota, Fungi, Ascomycota, Sordariomycetes, Xylariales, Hypoxylaceae.
CUGACGCUAAAAAAGAAACACCCCGCUAUGGCCUCAUAACGGAUAGAGAGAUCUAAAGUUAAAAGCCCCGCCAUCUAUAAGGUGUGAGUUUAAACGUAUUAUAGUUUAGGUACCUUUUAAGUUAUUUUAUGAGUAUCACCCCCCUCUCCCCUAAUAGUUCAAAAUACUUGAAAAAUACCUAAAACAGUAUGACACGGUUCAGACCAUGUAUAGACCUACACGCCGGCCAGGUGAAGCAGAUCGUGGGCGGAACCCUCGAUAGCUCCACCGCCGAGCUCAAGACGAACUUUGUCUCGCAGCAUUCCGCCGGGCAUUUCGCUCGUCUAUACCGAGAUCAUAAUCUCGAAGGGGCACAUGUCAUUAUGUUGGGCUCUGGAAAUAAUGACGCUGCGAGUGAGGCACUGGCGGCGUGGCCGGGCCAUCUCCAGGUCGGAGGUGGUAUCAACGACCAGAACGCUGCGACGUGGAUAGAACAGGGCGCUAAUAAGGUCAUCAUCACAUCCUUCCUCUUCCCCGGAGGCAAGUUCAGCCAGGAACGUCUAGACGCCGUGCUAGCUGCCCUCGGCGGCCGAAAAGAUAACCUCGUUAUCGACCUUAGCUGUAGGCGACAGGGCGACGAGAAAUGGUUUGUAGCUAUGAAUAAAUGGCAGACUAUCACCGACAUGCAAGUAAACCAAGAGUCCAUUAAAAUUUUAGAGCCGUACUGCUCCGAAUUCCUCAUUCACGCCGCCGACAACGAGGGUCUCCAGAAGGGCAUCGACGAGAAACUCGUCGAGAAGCUUGCGGAGUGGUGCAGUAUACCGGUAACGUAUGCCGGUGGCGGGAGAAAUAUUGACGACCUUGAACUUGUCAAGAAACUGAGCCGUGGAAAAGUAGACCUUACAAUUGGCAGUGCCUUGGACUGUUUCGGCGGCACAGGGGUAAAAUUUGAUGACUGUGUUGCGUGGAAUGCUAAGCAAGGGGAAUGACAUGACCACAACAAUAAAAGACAAAACACUAGCUAGAUAAUAGAAGAAUCUCUUAAUAGACCUUGCAUACAUGAGGGAAGAGCCUAUUUUGCGACGAUAGAUAAACUAUGAGUAUCAGUCUCACCUACACUUCGCGACAAGAAAUCCGGUUGACGAGGUAUAACCACAA